AGGCGCGGCCGGACCGGGGGUGGCGGGGCCGAUUGGUGCGGCUGGGAGAAGGCGCGGCGGAGCCGGGAGCAGGGCGCAGUCGCGGGCGGGCUGUGGGACUGCCGCCAUCUCACCAUGGCUCGCGAAUUCGAGCUGUGCCCCGGGCGGCGCGUCGGCGGCGACCAGCCCUGCUUCAUCAUCGCCGAAAUCGGGCAGAACCACCAGGGCGACCUGGACAUCGCCAAGCAAAUGAUCCGCAUGGUCAAGGACUGUGGAGCAGACUGUGCUAAGUUCCAGAAGAGUGAACUGGAGUACAAAUUCAACAAGAAAGCCUUAGAAAGGCCCUACACCUCUAAACACUCCUGGGGAAAGACUUAUGGGGAACACAAGCGCCACUUGGAGUUCAGUCAUGACCAAUAUAGAGAGCUAAAGAAGUAUGCAGAGGAGAUUGGCAUUUUCUUCACAGCUUCUGGAAUGGAUGAGAUGGCUGUGGAAUUUCUGCAUGAACUGGAUGUUCCAUUUUUCAAAGUAGGAUCAGGAGAUACAAAUAAUUUUCCAUAUUUGGAAAAGACUGCAAAGAAAGGUCGCCCAAUGGUGAUUUCCAGUGGGAUGCAGUCGAUGAACACAAUGCAUCAGGUUUAUCAGAUUGUGAAGCCCAUAAAUCCAAACUUCUGCUUCCUGCAGUGCACCAGUGCGUACCCGCUUCAGCCAGAGGAUGUCAAUCUCCGUGUUAUAUCGGCAUAUCAGUCAGCUUUUCCUGAUAUCCCCAUUGGCUAUUCGGGGCAUGAAACUGGCAUAGCCAUUUCUGUGGCAGCUGUUGCUAUGGGUGCUAAAGUACUGGAACGCCACGUGACUCUCGACAAAACAUGGAAAGGAAGCGACCACCAAGCAUCUCUGGAGCCAAAUGAACUGGCGGAGUUAGUGAGAGCCAUCCGUACUGUGGAAAAAGCAAUGGGUUCUCCAGUCAAACAGCUCUUGCCCUGUGAAAUGGCUUGCAAUGAAAAGAUGUGACUAUACUGUGAGUGCACAGAAGACUAGAAGGGGACACAAGCAGGAGAUAACUAAUCAGAGGUAAUCCAUACCAUAUAACAUCAUUUCUGCAAACUGGAAGAGAGCUGUUUAGGUGGGCUAGCUGUCUUUUGCUCAGGAACUGUAUGGUGAGUGUCCACCUUUGCAUCACUUUUGUUCUUUUUCUCUUCCCUCCACUUCUUCUUCUAUUAAACCUAUUUUUAUCUCAGUCCAUGAAUUUUCUUGGUUUUAGUGUUUCUCUUUCUCUGUCCCACUGGAAGGAAGGGGAGUAAGCAGGCACCUGUGCUGUGCUUAGUUGCCUGCUGGGGUACACCCACAACAUCCCAGCGGAGUUAUCAGAGGACUGUGUGCAUGGGCAGUCAUUGUGAUCUAACCAGCUACAACGGUGGGGCCAGGGGGUAAACAGAAAUGACCUUUCCCCCUCCCCUGAGGCAUCUGUGUUUUGGUCAAAGGUUCUUCUUGCCUGUCAAUAAAAACAAACUUCCUGGGACUGCCACACUCCUCUGAUUUCUACAUACAAGGUCUGAGGAUAAAAUGCUGCUGCAUGUGAUCUAACAGUGAAAGUCACUUCCUCCUUGCCCCUUGAUUUAUACACCUGCUUUGUGGACGCCUGGGUGUGACUGAUUGACUCUUUCCUUUUCGUACAUGGCCCACAUCCUUGUGCAGUGGCAUCAGGCUGACCCUGUCUGUAUGGGGUCUACAAAGCACUUGCUGAAGCACAGAAAGUACAGAAACUUUGUUCUUAGUUAACACAGUCUACAAACCUUGAACUUCACAAGGUGUUUAUAAGGCAAGCAAAGCAAGGCUAAAGGCUGAAGAUCGGCUUAGUACUGUGGCACUGCACUAAUACUCACAGAUACCACCAUCACACUCUAGCCAAAGAAAACCCAGCGGCACGCGUUUCAGAAAGGAGGGGACAACCGGCAAAGACAUGAAAUCAGGAAGAUCCUGUCUCAGCUCCCGGUUUCACCCCCUCUCCGCGGCACAGCGGCCCCGGGCCGGCGGGGCUCCGCGGCGCCCGGCACUCACCUGCGUCCGGCGGACGGCCUGCGGCAGGAGGCAGGCGCGGUGCCCGCGGUGCGCGCCCAGGGCCGGGCAGAGAGCGCACACGCAGCACCCGCAGUCCUCGCAGAACAGCUCCAGCGGCCGCCCGGCAUGGACCCCGCACAGCAGCGCCCCCGGCGCUGCGGCCCGCGGCUCGCCCUGCGCCAUGCCGGAGGCGGCCCGGAGGCUGGGGAGCAGAAGGAUGCGGAGCCGGCAGCUGAGGGAGAGGCGGAUACGGGGCAGGCGGGGGCAGGGAGAGGCGGAUGCGGGGCAGGCAUGUGGAGGGUGUGCGCAGCGGGCGGCGCGACCGCUCUUCGGGCAGGCGAGCGCGACUGUGCCCGUGGCCGUGGCCAUGCCCGUGGCUGUGGCCGUGCCCGUGGCCGGGGCCCCGCCGCCCCUCUUGGCCUGGUCACUCGCCGCCGGAGCGGGGGCCCGCAGCGGGGCUGUCAGGCAGUCAGUGCCGGCAGGAGCUGUGCCCUGCACAGGGAGAGCCGGUGCCCUGGGAGCUGCCUCCGCCCGGGGCCCGGGCUGGAAAACUGACUAAUUUGCGGAAUUUCAGCAGCGUCGGUGUGGGGUGGGCUUCAGUACCAUGGCUGAACAAAACACUUCCCUGAUACAAAAAUGUGGGGGGAAAAUUGUCUUCAGGGUAUGUUCUGUCACUUUCUAUUUUUCAUGUAGAAUUUUGUGCUCUGAAUGGUCUCUUUUAUAGAAAUCAAAACAGAGUGCUCAUGCUCUUACCGAGCUUGCACACUUACCUUCGCUGGCUGUAACCCUUACCUACAUUCAACCAAAUUCAUACUAGCUUUUUAAUAUGCUUUGUUCUUCCUGUGAAUAAAAGCAAUGCAGAGUGUUCCCACACACACAACACAUGUGCACACACACAAGAUGUGAAAAAAUAGAUAUUUAAAAACCAAGCAUUUUGGUGCAACAUGUGGGAGUCAGAUUAUGCAUUAGUACAUAAGAAUGUGGAGUAUUGAGGAACAAGGGCAGUCUUGCUGAAAUUCAUGCAUCAGGCAGAAUUUCAUGCCUGCAAAGACACUGCUAACAAAACCAAUGACUUAGAAAGUGCCUUUUGUACAUAGAAAAGUCAGGUUUUUUUCUUGGAAAGUGUUUCCUGCAGACCUCAGGCUACAGUCGUGGAAUCUUAGGGAUUAUCAUUAUGGAUAUCUGUAGAUUGUUUGCUCUUUUUCUACCCACGCAAAGAAAAGUGCUAAUGCCUGCUUUAAUAAAAUAAGAGUUUCACAUACUCUUUGAUGCAGUUUCACCUGCUCUGGUGUUUGACCAAACUCAGAAAGAAAGGUUUUCCUACUGUCAGUCAACAUUUUUCUCAUUACAACUGGAGCCAUGUUGUUUCACUGUGCCUUUUCAAGGGGAGUUUUAAUCUCAUCUUCUCAAUCUGCGCCCAUACAGGAGCUGUAAACAGUGCUGAGUUCUCUGACAGAGGCUGAACAAUUCCAGUUCUUUGCCUGUGUGCUUUGAAAAGCUAAGCUUCAGCUCCACUACUAUGUUUGCAGCUUCUGCAGGAGGGUUUGGCUCAUGGAGUCUGUGUGUGCCCUGUCCAGAGGAAUGUGUGUGUUCAGUAAACAUUCCCAUGUGACCAUUCAGGAGCACUCUGUCAGUCACACCACCAGAGACUGUAACUGCUGGGACUGAGGCCCCUUCACAGGCGUCUCUCCAAUGAGCCAAAGGGUCCCUGCCUGACCCCUACACACCCUGCACUCACACAGUCAGACAAGGCUUCCUGAACAGUUCAACCCCAGGUUUCCAGUACCAGAAUCUCAGACCUCUGGAUCCCUGAAAAGAUUUAUUUAUGGUUCAGUAACAGGGUAACAGCUCCAGCCGGUGCCUCAGGUAGGAAUCUUGAACAAAGGAUUACCUGGACUUUUAGACACUCAGUCUGGAGUCUUCCUGCGGGGUCCUCAGCUCCUGCAGUGCCUCAGUGUCCAGUCACCUGGCUGGGUCACAGGCCCCAGUGUCCUUUGCUGUGCCAAACAUUGGCAGUUCCUGGCCUCUUGCCUCAGGCUCCCAGCCAGACUCAACCAGCAGCUCCCACUGCAGCUGCACCCCGAGCUACCUUCACAGAAUGUUCAUCCGUUUUUUAGGAUUGAGCAUAUCUGCUAACAUAUUAAAAGGGGAAAAGAAAGCUUUCACAGCAUUUUACACUGCUCUUACUUACAACAUUAUUACAAGUAACAGAAUUAAGGCUAACACUGUUGUCCUUGGGUAGAAAUUAUUAUCAAGACAAGACCACGAAAGAUUCUCGAAACUCAUUUAUUGUCCAACUUCUUAAUCUUUCACUACUUGUUGGAUAUGAGACUGGUGUAUCCAGUUUUUCUAACAAAAAUUUUAACAGCAAAAUAAGGACACAGAAAGACAGCAUAUAGUCCCUCCCAUUUAGAUUCUAAUUUUACUUUUUGUGAGAAUAUCUUGCUUAGCACUACAUCUGCAGGUUGUGUAUCAUUUACUUCUAUUUCAAGUGGGCUGGGCUGAUACUAUUGUGGAUACUUUCUCCAUUCCUCUAACCCUUUCUGUGUUUUAUAUAGAAAAUACUGGGUCAGGCAUUCUUUUCCAUUCAGAAAACUGGUCUUAGCUGGAAUAUAAGUUCUUGACGUAGCUGAGUGGCUUCCAAAGAAACUUUCUGCCAGUGCUUUGGCUUGUGACGGACCAUUCCAAACAUUCCACAGUGCCAAAUUUAAGGUUUGUGGCCAUUUCAGAUAAGCUCAUGUGCAUAUUUUUGUGUCCUGUCCAUCCCCUCUACUUCUCCUGAAGAUUGUGGGUGAUACAGCUAGAUGUAAUUUUCUCUGUAUUCUCAAGGUCUUACACAGCCAAUUGUUUAUAUUAGCUGUAAAAUGAGCCCCCCUGUCUGAUUCAAUAGACUCUGUAGAACGCUGUAUCUAGGUUUAACUUUUUUAAGCCAAGGCCUUUUGUGCUCCUCUUGUGCCAGCCCUUUUUAUUGAAAAGGCUUCUGCCCAGCCUGGUAGUUGAUCUGCUGUCACUGGCAAAUGCUUACACACAGCCGUAUGCGUCCAGAGUCUAUUUGUAGUCACUGAAAAGGGAAGUAGGCUCAUAGUUAAUCAUCCUAUCUCUGAGUUUGGUCUGAUACUUGAGAACUUCUGGUAGGCUGGGAAGCUGUCUGUGAUCCUUCUUGUAGUGGUAUAAAUUCCUGGAGCUGCCCAUUUUUUUUUUCUUUUUUUAUUUAGCUAGCUGUUGCCUCUGCCUCUCCACCUACUUUAUUGUGAAACCUUCUAACCACACAGAUUAAAUAUCUCUUUGGAAGAGUUGGCUUCCCUCUGUAGACCACAUUCCAUCACAAUCUUGUGUUGCCUCCCACUUUUCCCACUGUUUCUUCUCUUGAGUAGUCCUUCUCAUACAUGGUCUCAGGGUCUCUCAAAUUUGGCCAUUCACUCUGGCCAACCAGAGCCACAACAGCACAUUCUCAAUUAUCAGGUAGAAGCAUUAGGCUCGUUGGAUUCAAGUUGUUACAUCUCUUUAAUAUUAUCUGCCAUUGUGAAGAUCAGCUCAUAUCUAUGUGCCCAUUGCAGUAUUAGUGCUUGGGCUGCAGACUGUCAGCACUCUCUCCUCAUCAUGUAGGAUAUGAACUGUUUCAGGAUAAGGGGAACAACAAAUUUCUAAUAUUUUUGCUAUUGUUGCCAUUGACUUUUAGGCUGGUGCUCCUGCUGCAAGUGAAGCUAAUUUAACUGAGUAAUAUGCAAAUGGUCUCUGAUGGGGUCCUGAAUUAUGCUUUACCACUCCACUGGUUAUUCCUUUACAUUCAUGUGCAUACAGAUUGAAGGGUUUUGUAUAACCUAGGAGCCCAAGACCAGGAGCAGGCAGACACCAGAGCUCCUUUUAUUGCUGUGUAAAUUUAUUCUUUCUCCAGGGCCUGUGAAAUAGACAUUAUGUCUUUGUUCCUCAUUUCCUCAGUCAGAGGCUUAGUCAAUUCCUCUACUGCAGGAAUCAAUGGCCAACAAAAUCCCACAGCUCUGAGCACACCUGGUACAUGCUUUUUGUGACUGGAUGUGGGAGCCUAAUUAUGGCCUCUAUUAUUUUUUGACCUGUCGUUCAGCACCGCUUUCGAAAGUAAAGUGUAAAUAUUUAACUUCUUCUCUGGCACAGCUGAAGUUUGGAUGGAGAUGCAGGCUGUUCCCUCUUUUGGCAAUACAUAAAUGCAUACUGUCACAAUUGUAAACACCCUUGUCACAAUUAGCCAUUGACAGAUCAUCUACACAUUGUACAAGAACCAAUAUGCCCAGUAAUUUUAUAUCUUUAUUGCAGUUCAUUAAGUGCCAAAAUUUUCUGCAGAUUCAGUGGGUCUAACCUUCUAUAUCCUGAAGACCAUAACAGAACUUUCAAGCAUUUUCAUGUUUACAAGGUUGGGUUUUUUUAAUAUACAUAGAAUUAUCACCAUUACAAGCAAGUACUAGUCCAGAGGAAAUCUCAUACGUACAAAAAAUAAAGCAGUGUUUCCAGCUGACCUAAACUUUCUGCAGAACCUGCUCUUGGUAUUUAAAGUUUAUCCCACAACAAUCAAUUCAAAUAGUUACAACAACACACAGUCUGAAGACGAACAUUCCUUUACAUGCAGAUCUCCCUGAAUCCUCAAUUUUGAAGAGACACCAUGUGCACAUAAUAGCAAUAGAGGGUGAACUAUUUUAUAUGGUGUUUUGUACACUCUCCAAAGACAUGUUUUUUCUGUGCAGGAAUUACCUCAAAAAAGAACUGCCAGGAGAUGGACAGAUCACCGUGGAGAUCUGCUGUGGAUGUAGGUACAGUCCAGCACAGACUGACACUCCCUCCCCAAAAGGGCCAUGGGCAGUGAGAGCUCACCAGGCUCUGUCAGAGCUCUCCUCAGAGCUCCUGAUCGGUUGUGGCACUGCACUGGGUGUCCCAUGACACGCAUCUCCACCAGUCUGGAUGCAGGGAUCUGAACACAAGACCUGACUGACUGGUGGAGGGCAGGGCAGUCAUUGCUCAUUCAUUCGGAAUGGCACUUGCCUGUCGCUCACGAUGGCUUCAGCCAGGUCUCUGGUUACAAGUAAUUUAAUCCUGGUGAAGCAAGAGAGUAAGGGUUCGAGCUGGUGCCUCGAGGAGAAACCCUACCAAAGGAUUACCUGGGCUUUUAUACCCUCACAGUUUGUACCCCAGAAAGUCUGGGGUCUUCCAACUGAGUCUUUGGCUCCUGCUGUGUCUCAGUGUCCAGUCCCCAGGCUGGUUCCACAGGUCCCUGUGCCCCUUCCUGAGCCAAGGGUUGGCAGUUCCUGGUCUCCUGCCUCAGGCUCCCAUCCAGAGCUCGGCCUGCAGCUCUCAUUGCAACUGCACCUUGAGCUACCUGCACUGAAUGUGUUCCUCAACACAUGGCUGGUCUUCAUCAUCACAAAGCCACAAAAUGCUGAUGGAAGAUACUCAGCUCGGGACUCUAGUUUCUUUUCUGGCAAAGGUAAUCCCCAGCCUGUUGGUGCCCAGUCUUAAUUGCUGCAGUCACUCCAUGGGUUGGAUAAGCCCAGACACAUCUCGAUCUUUGUGAAGUUCAUGCUGGUGCUUUCUGCAGCACCUCACAGUCCCUAAGAAGGCUGACUCUGCCUGCCACUUAAUCUUUCCUCAUCCUCUGCUUCAUACCCUCCUUGUUUGUAAUGACAGCAAGCCCUGAGGGCAUAUUCCAUCCUCUUGCCCUGAUUGCUGAUAAGAACAUUAAGGCACAUUGGGCUCACCUUCUGUCCCAGAGGAAUGGCACUAGUACCCAGCUGGCAGUUCAGGUGUUCUAGUCUGUCUAUCCAAACUCAAACAUGAGGUUGUCUGUAAGGACAUUUCAAGGCCUAUUGCUUGCAGCAUUAGAAUUUGCAAGUUAUUAGUACCUCGGGCACUUCCCAUUACAGAUGAACAAACUCAUUGAGCUAGAUUCUCUGUGCUUUCAAGUGUUUUAAAUUGUUUACUUAGAGAAGACAGUUGUGAUAAAACUAAAUAAUGCUUGUGUAAACACUACUGGAUGCCCAGGUGCUGCGGUAAUGCACCAAAAUGAGAUGUAAUUUCUUGUAUUUUCUCCCCAGUACUUUACUAACACUGGGGGAAAGUGCUCCUGCACUGUGGUUGUGAGAGGUCUGAAGGCUCUCUUUUCAUCCAACUCCCACAUUCAUCUCUCUGGAGGGAACACCUUUAGUCUUUCAAAAAAGAUUUUAAAUAUCUCAGAGUGUGCCUCCUGCUGGUUUUGCCAAGAAGAAUCAUCCUCCAGUACAGCAGUGGAGAGAAGAGUUAAAUCAUAAGAAAACAGGAGUAAUAAUGUUUUCCUCAUUCGGCACAGUCUCAGUGUGAAAGCCAGCUGAGAAAGAGGUGUGGGUAGAGUGUUUUGGUAGGGUCAGAAUGGGCCUGAGUCUUCAUCUGUUAGAUCUGAGGUGAAAUGAUACUUUCCUUCUGCUGAUUUGGAUCUAAUCUAAGCCUUCUGCAAAAUGGGGUUGCUUUCCUGCAAAAUUUCAGUGUUUCUGCAAGUUGGCAGCAUACAAUACACAGAGACCAGGCUUUUUUUCAGAUGUAGCAUUCUCUACUUCUUUGUACAGAAAAUUUGUAAUUUUCUAAUACAAGCUCUGAUUUAAUCUUCGUACGUUUGUGUGAAGUAUGAGGGGGAUAAAGGAGGAAAAGGUCGGUAAAGGGGUAAAGGAGGAACUCUGUUUUAGCACACAAUUUACAGGUCUUGGUGCAGAUCUGGACAUCUCUGUAGCCAUCUACAAAAAACCAACCAACCAGCUCAAAACCAAGUGGAACCACCACUUUAGCAAAGACAUUGAGGACUGUCAUUCGCAUGGCACUAACACACCAUCCGUACGCACGAACAGCCUUUGGUCACUGCCACACCGGGGCUGAAUGUUAAAUAAGACUGAACUGAAGAAUCCUGUAUCAAAGUGGUCUGUUUUCAGUAGAAGUCACCCUUCCCGCUGGCUUAAGAAGAGAAAUAAUUCUUACUGCAGAGAUCUGAGUUUGUCUUGGUUUUGUUUGCCUCAGAGCUACCCAUUUCCAGUGGGACCACAAAGGGAAGAUCUAUUUUAUUCUGAGUCAAGAGAACCUUCUAGAAACAUAUGCAUACAUGUGUGUAUUUUAAGUAUUUUAAUUGUAUUGCUAGAAAAAUGUUUUAGCAGUGCUGUUUGAGUUCAGUUUUCAUGUUCAAGUAUUUUUUUUUCCUGAAAAACAAAUAAAAUUUUGAAACUCCUAA
Messenger RNA from Haemorhous mexicanus (house finch), 9250 nucleotides. It is a transcript of the gene NANS, whose product is annotated as N-acetylneuraminate synthase. NCBI's taxonomy places the organism in Eukaryota, Metazoa, Chordata, Aves, Passeriformes, Fringillidae. Gene Ontology annotation, molecular function: N-acylneuraminate-9-phosphate synthase activity. The record is from RefSeq and is a predicted model, not a curated record. Gene Ontology annotation, biological process: carbohydrate biosynthetic process. The transcript is spliced from 6 exons. The coding region runs from base 115 to 990 and encodes 291 amino acids.